AUGCUUGCACGACAGGCACCCGCGCCUCAGGCCCUCUCCACCCUCUCCCACCGCGUCCUUCCAUCCACCACCGCCGCAUCCCGCAUCCCCACCAGUACACCUUCGCGGCUAUCGAAGCAGCAGUGCAGAGGUCUUGCCACCGUGCAGGAUGAGAAGCCAAAGCCUAGGAAGUACGGAGGCCUGAAGGACCAGGACAGGAUAUUCCAGAACCUAUACGGGCACCAUGGCGCGGAUCUGAAGAGCGCAAUGAAGUACGGAGACUGGUAUAAGACGAAGGAAAUUGUUCUUAAGGGUCACGACUGGAUCAUCUCAGAGAUCAAAGCGUCCGGUCUGCGCGGCCGUGGCGGCGCUGGUUUCCCCUCCGGCAUGAAAUGGUCCUUCAUGAACUUCAAGGACUGGGACAAAGACACCAAGCCCCGCUACCUCGUCGUCAACGCCGACGAAGGCGAACCCGGCACCUGCAAAGACCGCGAAAUCAUGCGCAAAGACCCCCACAAGCUGAUUGAAGGCUGCCUCGUCGCCGGUCGCGCCAUGAAUUGUACCGCCGCCUACAUCUACAUCCGCGGAGAAUUCUACCACGAGGCGACCGUGCUGCAGCGCGCGAUCCAGGAAGCCUACCACGCGGGCCUGAUCGGCAAGAAUGCUUGCGGAACCGGCUAUGACUUUGACGUGUUCAUCCACCGCGGUGCGGGCGCCUACGUCUGUGGCGAAGAGACAUCGCUUAUCGAGUCGCUGGAGGGCAAGCCCGGCAAGCCGCGCCUAAAGCCGCCAUUCCCGGCCGCAGUCGGCCUCUUCGGAUGCCCAUCCACUGUCGCGAACGUCGAGACCGUAGCUGUCGCGCCCACCAUCUGUCGCCGCGGCGGCUCGUGGUUCAACUCCUUCGGCCGCGAGCGCAACAGCGGCACGAAGCUGUUCUGCAUCUCCGGCCACGUGAACAACCCCUGCACAGUCGAAGAAGAAAUGUCGAUCCCGCUCAAGGAACUCAUCGACAAGCACUGCGGCGGCGUGCGCGGCGGGUGGGACAACCUCAAAGCCGUCAUCCCCGGCGGCUCGUCCACCCCCGUGCUGCCAAAACACAUGUGCGAGGACCAGCUGAUGGACUUUGACGCGCUCAAGGACUCCCAGACCGGCCUGGGCACCGCCGCCGUCAUCGUCAUGGACAAGAGCACCGACAUCGUGCGCGCGUUCUCCCGGCUCUCGACGUUCUAUCGCCACGAGAGCUGCGGCCAGUGCACGCCAUGCAGGGAGGGCAGCAAGUGGACGGAGCAGAUCAUGCAGAGGUUUGAGAAGGGGCAGGGCAGGGUUAGAGAGAUUGAUAUGCUGCAGGAGCUUACGAAGCAGGUGGAGGGCCACACGAUUUGCGCGCUGGGCGAGGCGUUUGCGUGGCCGCUUCAGGGUUUGAUUAGACAUUUUAGGCCGGAGCUGGAGGCUAGGAUGAAGAACUAUGCGGAACAGCAUGGUGGGGAGGCGUUGGCGGGUGGGUGGCAGCAUGAUGCGACAAAGAGGGGCAUGUUGAUCGCGCCGGGCCAGUAG
Messenger RNA from Coniosporium apollinis CBS 100218, 1533 nucleotides. RefSeq names its product NADH-ubiquinone oxidoreductase 51 kDa subunit, mitochondrial. Lineage: Eukaryota; Fungi; Ascomycota; Dothideomycetes. The record is from RefSeq and is a predicted model, not a curated record. Gene Ontology annotation, molecular function: 4 iron, 4 sulfur cluster binding; NAD binding; NADH dehydrogenase (ubiquinone) activity. The transcript has 3 exons. Bases 1 to 1533 code for a protein of 510 amino acids.